GGUCACGGUCAUGAUCACCGUCACCAUCAUGCGCGUUAUACACCAGGACGUGCCACACGUACGCAAGUGGCUGCAGAUCGCAGAUCUCGACAUCAUCGCAUACAUCUCCCUGGUAGUGCGCAUGUUCCCGUCCGUCUCGCGGCUCUCGUCGAGCACCGAGCCUAAACCCGCGUUCUCCACAAGUGAGUUCCCGACCAGCACGAUGGCGGUGCGCGAGAAAUGAGCGAUCAGGGAUGCGUUUGCAAUCCAAAACAUUUCCUUCCGGAAGGCCACGGAAGCUCGCAGCUCAGAAAUGACCUCUCGGUGACGAGAUGGUCACAUUUCAUCACUGACGCAGCAGCUCAUGGCUGGCGCUCGGCACGUCAUCAGAUGAAUUUUGAAGGUGCGAAGACGAAGAGAGAGAGAUUUAUCAUUUAUGUCAUAUCUUUCCACGUUCUUAUCCAUUCCUCGAUCGUCCGAUGCGCAACUCAGCUGCAAAUCACCCUUACUACAAUUGACUGCUCCAAACGAAGGAAUUCGCUUCAUCGUGCCGACCUGGUAAGUUCUCGAGACGAUAGAACACACCAUCGAACACGCCUGAGGACCCAGCUCGACCGACUGGGGCGCGUCAAGCUUUCUUUGAAGCCAACAGGGCUUCGAAAGCGGCGAGGACAUCAUCGCACCUGUCUAAAUGUUCCGGAGGCUCCCAUGUGUUGAACCAACUGACUCUGCGUAGACCGUUCUCACGCCUAAUUACGCUGCUAGCGCCUUUCCGCAGAGGUUUCAGCUCGGCUGGAGUCAUGUCGGUGUCUGCCCACGAUACCUCAUACAGGACGGUUCCAUCAACACCCACGAAUCUGCUGACAAUCUCUUCA
This is a messenger RNA of Dissoconium aciculare CBS 342.82, 854 nucleotides long. RefSeq lists its product as uncharacterized. The transcript has a single exon. Lineage: Eukaryota; Fungi; Ascomycota; Dothideomycetes; Mycosphaerellales; Dissoconiaceae. The coding region runs from base 220 to 696 and encodes 158 amino acids. The record is from RefSeq and is a predicted model, not a curated record.